Molecule: messenger RNA, 4259 nt
Organism: Syngnathoides biaculeatus (alligator pipefish)
Lineage: Eukaryota; Metazoa; Chordata; Actinopteri; Syngnathiformes; Syngnathidae
Gene: ctr9
Product: CTR9 homolog, Paf1/RNA polymerase II complex component
Exons: 24
Coding region: 314-3787 (1157 amino acids)
Biological process (GO): RNA processing; regulation of DNA-templated transcription
Cellular component (GO): Cdc73/Paf1 complex
Molecular function (GO): RNA polymerase II complex binding
Source: RefSeq, a predicted model, not a curated record
CUAGACCAGAGCGCUAACCACUGAACUUCAAUGCUCUGUUAUUUGUGCAUCGUUGCUUUUGGUCCGUGCAUACCGGUUUCCGUCCCACAACCCGAAACCAUGCUUUGAUUGAAGAAUCUCAUUGGCCUUGUUGGAUUCAGCGAGAAGGAGGAAGAACAGGAACUUUUUUUAAAAACUCACAAUCGGACCCUAUUUUUGGUUGGACAAGACGCGUGAAUUCUUCCGGCCGCAUCCGCGCAAGAUUAAAUAUAUCGCGACUCAUAGUUGAUCAAUUCCGAUAUUUUAACUGCAGUCAGGCUUUCCCUCCUCCAAGAUGUCCAGGGGUUCCAUCGAAAUCCCACUCCGGGACACAGAUGAGGUGAUUGAGCUUGACUUCGACCAGCUUCCGGAAGGCGACGAGGUCAUCAGUAUCCUGAAGCAGGAGCACACACAGCUGCACAUAUGGAUCGCCUUGGCCUUGGAGUAUUACAAGCAGGGCAAAACCGAGGACUUUGUCAAACUCCUCGAGGCGGCGCGUAUCGACGGGAACCUGGACUACAGAGACCACGAGAAGGAUCAGAUGACCUGUCUGGACACUCUGGCAGCCUACUACGUGCAGCAGGCGCGGAAAGAAAAGAACAAAGAUGCCAAGAAAGAACUCAUCACGCAGGCCACGCUGCUGUACACGAUGGCAGACAAGAUCAUCAUGUACGAUCAAAACCAUUUGCUGGGAAGAGCUUGUUUUUGCCUGCUGGAAGGGGACAAGAUGGACCAGGCCGACGCUCAGUUCCAGUUUGUCCUCAACCAGUCCACCAACAACAUCCCCGCUUUGCUUGGCAAGGCGUGCAUCUCCUUCAAUAAAAAGGAUUACAGAGGAGCGCUGGCGUACUACAAGAAGGCUCUGCGUACAAACCCGGGCUGUCCAGCCGAGGUGCGGCUGGGUAUGGGCCACUGCUUCGUCAAGCUCAACAAAUUGGAGAAAGCUCGCUUGGCGUUCGGCCGCGCCCUGGAACUCAACCCCAAAUGCGUGGGGGCCCUGGUGGGCUUGGCCGUGCUGGAGCUGAACAACAAGGAGGCUGACUCCAUCAAGAACGGCGUGCAGCUCCUGUCGCGCGCCUACACCAUCGACCCCAGCAACCCCAUGGUGCUCAACCACCUCGCCAACCACUUUUUCUUCAAGAAGGACUACAGCAAAGUGCAGCAUUUGGCCCUGCAUGCUUUCCACAACACGGAAGUGGAGGCCAUGCAGGCGGAGAGCUGCUACCAGUUGGCUCGAUCUUUCCAUGUGCAGGAGGAUUACGACCAAGCCUUUCAGUAUUACUACCAGGCCACGCAGUUUGCGUCGUCCACCUUCGUCUUGCCCUUCUUCGGCCUGGGGCAGAUGUACGUUUACCGGAGAGACAAAGAGAAUGCAGCCCAGUGCUUUGAAAAAGUUUUGAAGGCCUACCCGAACAACUACGAGACCAUCAAAAUUCUGGGCUCCCUAUACGCAACAUCUGACGACCAGGAAAAGCGAGACAUUGCCAAGGGUCAUCUAAAGAAAGUCACAGAGCAGUACCCCGACGACGUGGAGGCCUGGAUCGAGCUAGCUCAGAUCCUGGAGCAGACCGACAUCCAAGGGGCUCUGUCGGCGUACGGCACGGCCACCCGCAUCCUGCAGGAGAAGGUGCAGGCCGACGUGCCCCCAGAGAUCCUCAACAACCUGGGGGCGCUCCACUUCCGGCUGGGCAAUCUAGAAGAAGCCAAGAAAUACUUCCUAGCGUCUCUGGAUCGGGCCAAAGCCGAGGGGGAGCACGACGAGCACUACUACAACGCCAUUUCCGUCACCACCUCCUACAAUCUGGCACGUCUGUACGAGGCUAUGUGCGAGUUCCACGAGGCGGAGAAGCUCUACAAGAACAUCCUGAGAGAGCAUCCCAACUACGUCGACUGUUAUUUGCGACUCGGUGCGAUGGCACGUGACAAAGGCAAUUUCUACGAAGCUUCCGAUUGGUUCAAAGAGGCCCUUCAGAUUAAUCAGGAUCACCCGGAUGCCUGGUCCCUCAUUGGGAACCUUCACUUGGCCAAGCAGGAGUGGGGGCCGGGUCAGAAGAAGUUUGAGCGCAUUCUCAAGCAGUCGUCCACGCAGAACGACACCUACUCCAUGCUGGCUCUGGGCAACGUGUGGCUGCAGACCCUCCACCAGCCCACCAGGGACAGGGAGAAGGAAAAGAGACAUCAGGAUCGCGCUUUGGCCAUUUACAAGCAGGUCCUGCGAAAUGACGCCAAGAACCUCUACGCAGCCAAUGGAAUCGGUGCCGUCCUGGCCCAUAAGGGUUACUUCAGAGAGGCCCGGGACGUGUUCGCCCAGGUGAGGGAGGCCACGGCCGACAUCAGCGACGUGUGGUUGAAUCUGGCUCACAUCUACGUGGAGCAGAAGCAGUACAUCAGCGCUGUGCAGAUGUACGAGAACUGCCUGAAGAAGUUUUACAAGCACCAGAACACGGAGGUGUUGCUCUACUUGGCGCGAGCGCUCUUCAAAUGUGGGAAGCUUCAGGAGUGCAAGCAGAUGCUGCUAAAGGCCCGCCACGUGGCGCCCAACGACACGGUGCUGAUGUUCAACGUGGCGCUGGUGCUUCAGCGGCUCGCCACUCUGGUGCUCAAGGAUGAGAAGAGCAACCUGAAGGCUGUGCUGAGCUCCGUCAAAGAGUUGGAACUCGCUCACAGGUAUUUCAGUUACCUGAGCAAAGCCGGAGACAAGAUGAGAUUUGACCUUGCACACGCAGCGUCUGAAGCCAGGCAGUGCUCGGACCUGCUGAGCCAGGCUCAGUACCACGUGGCACGAGCCAGAAAGCAGGACGAGGAGGAGAAGGAACUGCGGGCCAAACAAGAACAAGAGCGCGACCUCUUGCGGCAACAGUUGAUGAAGGAGCAGGAGGAGAAGAAGAGCCGCGAGGCCGAGGAGCAGAAGAAACUGCUGGAGCAGCGAGCGCUGUAUGUGGAGAAAACCAGAAACCUGCUCACCUUCGCCGAGGGGGCCUCAAAGGAGAAGAAGAAGGCAGGGGGGGGGAGUGGAGGACGCCGCAAGAAGGGCGGCGACAUGGACGAGUUCGUCAACGACGACUCGGACGAAGAGCUGCCCGUGAAGAAGAAGAAGAAAAGGGCGGCCAGCGGGAGCGAGCAUGACGAGGGGGAGGACGGAGAGAAGAAGGCCCGCCGCAAGAGGAAGAAAGCUGCCGACAUCAGCGACGACGAGGAAGGAGGAACUCAAAUCAAGAAGCAGCGCAAAACCAAAGAGCGCAAGAGGAUCGAAAAGCCUCAGCACGAGCGUCCUCCGCCUUCUCUCAAAGGAAAGAUUAAGUCAAAGGCGAUCAUCUCAUCCUCUGAGUCUUCAGAUGAGGAUGGGCUGAAGAUAGCGGAGGACAGGAAUAAUAGAGACAGCGGGUCCGGAUCCGACGAGGACGACGACGGUGACCACAGGAAGCGGAUUGUGUCCGAAAGCGACUCCGACGCCGGGAGGGACCGCUCCGGCAACGAGGCGGGCAGCCCCCGGCGCUCCCCGGGGAGCCCGCGACGCUCGGCGGGAUCCGAGGACGACGACGACGACGACUCCGGCAGCGACCGUCCGGGGAAGAAGAGGAGCGCGCAGCGGCAGUCCGACUCGGACCGCUCGGACAACGAGAGCAAGAGGUCGGCGUCGGACGACGAGUCCCGGCCCGGUUCGCCGGUCGCGGCGUCGGAACCGGGAUCGGACAACGAGGGCUCUCCUCCCCGCUCUGACAACGGGUCGGAACCGGAGGGGUCCGACAAUGACGAUGACAGCGAUUAACCGGACUGACGGUCGCCGGUUACGGCUCCAAGUUUUGCCCACAAUCAAAAUGAGCUCAUUUUUUUGUACAGCAUUAUGUCUGAUUCUAUUAUGUCAAAUGACAAAGAGAAGAAAGCUUCUCACUUUUCCAUACUUUCUAUAACUCAUAUUUUUAAUACAAUGAGGGAAGCAGUCGUAAAGCAGGUCCAAAAUCCAGUUGCUGCUUGUUCACGCUUCCCUCCGCAACUCGUCUCUUGCCCCGCCUCAGGACCGGGGCAACUGAAUGUCGGCCUGUUUUACUGCCACUCCUACCCCCCCCCCCCACACCUCAUAGUAUAAAAAAAAAUGAAGUUAGAAUAAAGUUCGGAAAAUGUAAAAGUCUUGAGUCAAGAUUUAAAGAUGAUGCUCUCACCGUGUCUGCAUGAUUUUUUUCUCGGUAUUUUUACAUUCCAAAAACGUGCAUCUUUGGCUUAUUAAAGACUUUAAAGUUGCA